UUUCAUGUUAAGUAACCAGUGUUUAUACUAGAUGAUAAUAUUGUCUUUGAGUUAAUUAGGUCAUACUCUGUGAAAUGAGAACAGCAUUUCUGUUAAAACAGAUUGAAUAUUGUUAUUACUUAUAAGCAAAGCUAGAAACUGCUUUUAAUUAGUGGAACAUGCUUUUGUUGUUUACAUUACUACUAACCUGUAUUCUCUUGACCUGUUCCCAUGGCUUUAACUUAGACAUCAAUCACCCCAUAGUGUAUGAAGAUCCGCUGAAGGGAGUAGGACGAAGAGGAAGCUAUUUUGGUUUCUCUGUGUUACUUCAUUCAGGACCCAAGCCUUGGAUUCAGAUUGGUGCUCCACGUGGUAAUGACACCAAAUUAUAUCCAGGUGUCAUAGAACCAGGUGUGGUGUUUAGAUGUCCUAUUGCAGAGUCAUGCUAUGCAUUAAAGUUUGAUACUUCAGAAAAUAAAAAGGAAUAUGGAAAGGGUAAAUUGAAAUAUCGAGAACAAAAAAAUGCGGCAUGGAUUGGAGGGGCAAUGGAUAUUCAAGAAGAGCAAGGAAAUAUUGUUGUGUGUGGUCAUCGGUGGAGAAAUACAUACGAACGGAAUACAGUUGACUUUAUGCUUGGUGUAUGUUACUGUUCAAAAAUAGAGCAGAAUGGUACAACUGCUAAGGGUACCUACAAAUUAUUGCCUCUGCUUAAUUCAGAUAAGUAUACAACUUCAGUGAACAGACAGCAUAUACCUAAUUAUGCAGUGGGCCAAGCAGGGAUAUCUGUUCACAUUCCUCCACCUGAGCCACAUAAUAGGUCAGAAAUACUGAUUGGUGCACCUGGAGUAUAUCUUUGGAAAGGAACGUCCAUUCGUUAUACAGGUUUUCAGGCAAUGGACUGGAGUUUGGCUAAGCCAAGUAUUGUAAACCUAAAACGGUUUUUUGGGAUAAAAUAUUUUGGUUAUCAAGUAAACUCGGGAAAGUUCUUUCAUAGCAAGAGAUUUUAUAUUGCAAGUAGCCCUCAAGAUACAGACAAUAAAGGCAGUGUAUACAUAUAUGAAAAUGAAGCAGAUGUAUUGAACAGAGCAGUCAAGAUUUUGGUUGGUGAAAAGAGCGGUGAGUUUUUUGGGGGAAGUCUGGCAGUAGCAGACAUUAAUGGAGAUGGUCUAGAUGAUUUGAUAGUUGGAGCACAUCUGUACACCAUUUCGCAUGAUGAAGGUCGUAUUUAUCUCUUUCUUGCGAAUUCACAGUCUACAAUGUUUAGUAAAGCACAAAAGAUAGAUGGCAGGAACCAGGGGUCUCGAUUUGGAACCGCUGUUGUUGCACUGGGAGACUUGGACAAGGAUGGUUUUGCUGAUAUUGCAGUGGGUGCACCUUAUGAAAAUGGUAAUGUUGGAGCUAUCUACAUCUACAGUGGCAGUACUUUGGGUCUUACACAAACUCAGAAAAUUAUGGGACAGGAUAUAGAUUUGAAUCUGAGAGGAUUUGGAAUCAGUAUUGCUCGAGCAGCUGACAUUGAUAUGAAUAUGUAUUCUGAUGUUGCUGUUGGCGCCUUCCAGUCUGGACAUGUGAUUCUAUUUCGGGCUCAUCCUGUUGUAUAUUUUCAAACAGCGAUUCAUACUGACAUCAAUCAACUUCAUGGAAAUGAGACAGAUUUCAAUGUUUCUGUCUGUCUUUUUUACAAAGGGACGGAUGUUCCUAAUUCUCUCAAUGUAACCCGAGAAAUUAACGUGGAUGAAAAUUUCCAGAGAGCCACUAUUGCAGGUGCAACCAAGCCUUACAAUAAAACUGUAAUUGUUCCUGACACUGGAAAAUGUGAGAUUUUCAAAAUUAAUUUGAAGGGGACACAUUUAGAUCAGCACAUAUUUGAACCUAUCAGUAUAAGAGUGAGCCAGAGACUGAUAAGAGGUGGAGAAAAUAAAACAUUGAUCUUGGUCGGAAAAAAUGUAACAAAAGUGCAGGAUACUUUCAAGAAAUAUAUUCCAGUUCUAAAUGAAAAGCAGUCCACCAGCAGUGUACAGAUAGAUAUACCCUUUGCAACUGGUUGUGGUGAUGACAACAUUUGCAUUUCACAGUUGCAACUGAAAUCCAGCUUUUCAGGUUUAGUAUCUGAUACUUUCAUAAUUGGAUCAAAAUCAGAGUUGGAACUAAACAUUGGUUUAAUUAAUUCUGGAGAACCUGCAUAUAUGGCUGGUGUCAACAUAACCAUACCAUCUCCUGUAGAACUUGCUAGGGGUCAUAUGGACUGUCAAGAAACUUCUUUAAUGCAUGCUUUGCAGUUGAAUUGCUAUUUUGGCAACCCUUUGAGAACUGGAAACCCGAAACACGUGACACUGCAUCUGGAUAUGAGCGGCGUAAAAGUCGGAUCUGAGUCUCUCACGUUUAACAUUUCGGCCUACACCAAGAGUAAAGACAAAAAUUUGCAUGAGCAGCAGUUGCGUCUUAAUUUAACCACAGAUGCAGAUGUCAGUAUUAUUGGAAAAUCAGAAGAAGAUGUAUACUCUUACUUCAAAGCAAAUGAAAUGAAAUUUAAACAGAUAUAUGAGGUGCAGAAAGUGGGAAUAAGUCCAAUUGAAGUUGCAGAAGUUGAUUUUAGCAUUCCUGUACAAUGGUAUGAAUCAAACAGCAAGAAAAUUACUUUCUUGGAAUUGUAUAGCCCAAAGGCAUAUCUUAAUGGACAACCAUUAUCAUGCUCAUCAAGAAUACGUUUUCACUCUGAAGAUGAUGUACAAGAUGGAGACAUUUCUGAUGAUGAACCAAAGUCUGGUAUACAAAAUCAGGAAAUUCUGGCAACAAGAGAUGUGUCAAAGAUGCAAAGUGAGGCAAAAGGAUACCAACCACCAGCGAAUCGUACUUUGUUUAUAAACUGUUCCACACCGAAUGUUGUGUGUAAUGCUGUAACAUGUACUGCUGGUCCUUUUGACAGUACCUCCCAGUCUUCAGCUAUAAUAAUAAUGAGUAUGAUCUUAAGAAUCAGUGAUCUAGGUCCAUUCAUGGGAAAGAAGGAUAUCAUUCAUCUCACAACAAGUGGAUCAGUUACUAUUAAGAAACCCGAAAAUCUGAAGUCAACAGCUGGGAACAAUUCAGUGAUGGUAUCUUCCAUUUUUAUUGGAAAUGUCCAAAAGGAAGUGGUAGCUACUUGGAUCAUCGCAUUGGCCAUUAUAGCUGGCAUCCUUCUCUUUAUGUUCCUUGUUAUAGGCUUGAUGAAGGCUGGAUUCUUUGAAAGAAAAAAGAAAGAAGAGUUGAAGGCGCUGAAGGUUGUCGAUGCAAUGGAUGAAUUCACAAUUGGAACAAUUCAUACAGAUGAAAUGGAAGUUCAAGAGUUAGAUAAAGAGGAUACCUAAUGUAAUAGAAUUUAGUAAGUGGAAGUUGGGAGCUCCUGAAAAUUAGCCUGUCAGCAGCAGAUUAUAUGAAUCAAUGUAAGUAAUAUGGGGACUGAGGAGAUGAAACAUUGCAGAAGAUGCAUGCAUGGACUGAAGUUACUUCAACUACUACAAUUUUAAUAACAUUUCAUUCUGAUUUUGGGUGAUGGUUGUUUAAUCUGCAUAAUAAAAGUAAGUGGUUUACUUUACCUUAGUCAUUCAUUCUGGUAUCUGUAUUCAAAGUGCUCAAAAUAGUGGGUCAUUAUCAAGCAGCGUAACAAAAAUUUCACUGGUUUCCAAGGCUGUAAUAAAGAUCUUGAUUUGAAUACAUAUUCCUGUGAUUUUUUUAAUUUGUACUGUGAAAAUUUCUUUGUUGAAAAAUGUUUAAAAAUA
Molecule: messenger RNA, 3734 nt
Organism: Zootermopsis nevadensis
Lineage: Eukaryota; Metazoa; Arthropoda; Insecta; Blattodea; Termopsidae
Product: integrin alpha-4
Biological process (GO): cell-matrix adhesion; cell-cell adhesion; cell adhesion mediated by integrin
Cellular component (GO): integrin complex; external side of plasma membrane
Molecular function (GO): integrin binding
Source: RefSeq, a predicted model, not a curated record